Lytechinus variegatus (green sea urchin) is the source of this 2281-nucleotide messenger RNA. It is a transcript of the gene noct, whose product is annotated as nocturnin-like. NCBI's taxonomy places the organism in Eukaryota, Metazoa, Echinodermata, Echinoidea, Temnopleuroida, Toxopneustidae. Gene Ontology annotation, molecular function: 3'-5'-RNA exonuclease activity. The coding region runs from base 156 to 1340 and encodes 394 amino acids. The transcript has 4 exons. The record is from RefSeq and is a predicted model, not a curated record.
UAAAAAAGGAAUCUUUCCUCUGCUAGCAGUGCCGGCUCAGCUCUGGCUGCCCCCAAAAUAAAAGUCAAACUCAAAUCGAUAAAGGAAACCCAAAAUAGAAUUUGAAAGAAAGACACAUCGGCAAACCAAGUUUGGAACCUUUAUCCCGCUUGUCUAUGGAAUACAUCAUUAAGGCAGUUGUCAGAGGUUUAGUCUUUCCAAUAUUGAGAACGUUUUUUUGGUUAUUUGGCAGCCAGAUGUCCAGCAUCCAGUCACUAGGGCCAGGCUGCCUCCAGGCCUCCACCCGGGAACAGCUGCUCCAUCAAUGCCAGGAAACGCCAGCCAGGAAGGUCCCUCUACUCCGCAGGCAGUUCAAGCAGUUGCCCGUGGCGACGCAUCUAGGGAACGAUGCGCCAGAUAGCGGCAAUUGUCAGAGCAACGGCCUUGCAGCUGAAACGGGGCCUGAUGUAUCGAUGCCCGGAGACGGUAGAGUGCGAGUGAUGGUGUGGAACGUAUUGGCCGAUGCUCUGAGUAUGGGAGCAGAUAACUUCAUAAAGUGCCCCAUGGAAGCUUUGUUAUGGGAACACAGAAAGUAUGCCAUCAUAGAGGAGAUUCUGACCUAUGACCCAGACGUGGUUUGCUUACAGGAAGUUGAUCACUAUGAGGACUUCUUUCAACCUGUCCUCCAGCAGAUAGGUUACUCUGGUUCCUUCAACCCAAAACCAGACUCACCUUGCUUAGACUGUGUGAUAAACAAUGGUCCUGAUGGAUGUGCUGUCCUCUUCAAAACGGGCCGUUUCAAGCUUGUGAAAAGCGAGCUUCCGAACCUGGAAGUGGACUACAACGGGAAGAAGUUUGUGUCCAAUCAGGUAGCAGUUAUGCAUCAUUUGAAGUGCAUCUCGGAGGAGCUACCCGCCAAAGAAUUCUGCAUAGCGACCACCCACCUGAAGGCGAAGCGCGGUUACGAGACGAUGCGAGCCAAGCAGGGUCAGCAUCUGAUUGAGGUCCUCAAGAACUGCUCCAGGAACCUACCUCUGAUCGUCGGCGGUGACUUCAACGCCGAACCCACCGAAGACGUCUACAAUGUGUACAAGACCAGCGACCUCAACCUGGCCAGUGCCUACCAGAAAUUGAGCAAGGACGGACUGCAGGAACCGCCCUACACCACGUGGAAGAUCCGUCCAAGGAGAGAGGAGUGCCACACCAUAGACUACAUGUGGUACUCGCAGAAGCACCUUGAACCUGUAGCACUCCUGCAGUUUCCUGGAGAGGAAGACAUAGGUUCUGGGAGAUUACCGUCCUGGAGCUACCCGUCCGAUCAUCUGUCCUUGGUGUGUGACUUUGUUUUCAAGAGGACAUGAGUCCGUGUCCACGUGCAAUGUUUUACAUAAACCAAAACCAACCCAUCCAGGUUACCAAAGUUUGAAAUUACAUGUGCUUUGUUUCGUUGUUCCUCAGUCAUGACAUGUUUUUUGCUUUAGGAAAGCACCUAAUAUCAUUCCUCACCAUUGUGCCAAUAACAGAUGUUCAUUGUUCAUAUAUUUUCAUGAGAAAGAUAUUUAUUCAAAUAGAUAUACAUGUAUUACAGAUUUGCAACCUAACAUGUGGUGAUUACUGUAAAUGUCUUGCAAUGUACGCCACCAUACAAAUGCCUUCCGCGAGGUCAUAUUAGUUUUACAAUUUGUAUGAAAAUGGGAAUUGAAACAUGGAGGAUCCGAUAUAUGUACAUAUCCUUGUCCCUGGUUUCAUGUCAUAAAGAAUUUUUAUAAUUACAAAUGAAAUGUAAAAUUUCUAUAACAUCUUUACUGUAAUUCUUUUAUAGCUGAAAACUGAUUUUACAAAUAUGUUUUCAUAACAAGUCUUAUGUAGCAGACACAUGAUUGAUUAUUGCAAUUUGUUGUAGAAUGGUAUUAGUAAUAACUUAAAUAGUUGUGGACUGGUAUUAGUAAUAACUCUAUGUGUUGCAGUAUAUUGUAGAGUGUAUGCCACAAGAGGGUGCAAAUGAUAUUUGGAGUUUAUUAAUAUAAGGGGACAAGCAAGUUCUUGUAUACGAGGGGCGACUGAAAUUAUUUUAGCCUAACAUAGAAAGGAUUAAGAUAUGAAGACCGAAUUUGGUCCAUAAAAGCUUUCAAAUUUCUUAAUCCUACAUGUACUGUACCUACCAAAUUUCUUGGUCAUAGCUGAAUUGAGUCUUAUUUUACAGGUUCCUAAAUUUCUGUAUCAGGUGGGUGUUUCAUGACAGUUGUCAACGCUGAAUAAAUUAUCAGUGCUGACAGUUUCAGUGAAAUCCUUGGUUUGGAUU